CAAUCGAACCAACAAAACUUGGUUUUGUGAGAGCCGAAACCCUUCACUCUCUUCACCAACGUGGAACUUUCAGAGAUCACUGUCAAAUCAUGCUUAUUCUGUUUGUCAGCAAAUUCAGAUACAAAUAUCCCUAUUUCAUCCCAACAACCCCAUUUGUAGGCUUUCUUUGUUGUUUACACACUCGUUGUUUGUCUCCAUGUGCCAAGCCCAUCAAUUGGAACACGUCCCACGGCUUUGUUCGAAACAACCCCCUCCUUUCUCUAUUGGAAAGAUGCCAAUCCUUGGUCCAGCUAAGGCAAAUCCAGGCUCAAAUGAUCUUGGCAGGCUUGAUUGGCAAUGGCUUUGCUGCAAGUCGCCUUGUUGCGUUUUGUGCUCUCUCUGAAUCGCAAAACCUUGAGUAUUGCACCAAAAUAUUGUUUCAUAUUGAAGAACCGAAUGUAUUUUCUUGGAAUGUGACAAUUAGGGGAUAUAUGGAGAGUGGGAACUCAGAAGGAGCUAUUAUGUUGUACAAGAGACUGUUGCAAUGUGGUAUGUUGAAGCCGGAUAAUCAUACUUACCCUUUAUUGCUUAAAGCUUGUUCUUGUCCAUCUCUGAAUUUUGUUGGUCUUACUAUAAUUGGCCAUGUGUUGAAGUUUGGUUUUGAAUUUGAUAUAUAUGUGCACAAUGCAUUGAUCACUAUGCUGCUUUCGUGUGGAAAGCUGGAGGCAGCAUACGAUGUGUUCAAUAAAGGUUGUGUGAGAGACCUAGUAACAUGGAAUUCCAUGAUUACUGGUUGUGUUAGAAGAGGACUAGCAAAUGAGGCUAUAAAGCUCUAUCGGGAAAUGGAGGCAGAGAAAGUGAAACCAAAUGAAAUCACGAUGAUUGGGAUUGUUUCUUCUUGUUCUCAGUUGCAGGAUUUGAAUCUUGGGAGAGAAUUUCAUCGUUACGUCAAAGAACAUAGGAUCGAGUUGACAAUCCCUCUCAAUAAUGCUCUAAUGGACAUGUAUGUGAAGUGUGGGGACAUGUUAGCUGCGCAAGUUCUAUUUGAUAACAUGGCACAUAAGACCCUUGUUUCAUGGACUACAAUGAUUUUGGGAUAUGCCAGAUUUGGUUUUCUGGAUGUUGCUCGGGAGCUUUUAUAUAAAAUUCCAGAGAAGAAUGUUGUGCCAUGGAAUGCAAUCAUCAGUGGUUGCAUCCAAGCUAAAAAUAGUAAAGUAGCAUUGGCUCUAUUUCAUGAAAUGCAAAUUAGUGAAAUAGAACCUGAUAAGGUAACCAUGGUUAGCUGCCUGUCUGCAUGCUCACAACUAGGAGCACUUGAUGUAGGGAUAUGGAUUCACCAUUAUAUUGAAAGAUACAAUCUCCCUCUAGAUGUUACCUUGGGAACUGCACUAGUUGACAUGUAUGCCAAGUGUGGAAAUAUUGCACAGGCCGUCCAGGUUUUCCAAGAGAUUCCACACAAAAAUUGCUUGACCUGGACAGCCAUUAUUUGUGGUUUAGCACUUCAUGGUAAUGCUCAUGAUGCUAUAUCCUAUUUCGAAGAAAUGAUUCGUAUUGGCUUAAAGCCUGAUGAGAUCACUUUUCUUGGGGUCUUAUCAGCUUGUUGCCAUGGAGGUUUAGUUGAAGAAGGCCGCAAAUACUUUUCCCAAAUGAGCUCUAAAUUCAAUAUAUCCCCUAAGCUUAAACAUUUCUCAUGCAUGGUGGAUCUUUUAGGAAGGGCAGGUCAUUUGGAGGAAGCAGAAGUGCUCAUUAGAAAUAUGCCAAUAGCAACAGAUGCUGCUGUGUGGGGUGCUUUAUUCUUUGCUUGUCGUGUUCAUUGCAAUGUUCUAAUUGGAGAGAGGGCAGCUUUGAAGCUUCUUGAGAUGGAUCCUUACGAUAGCGGUAUUUAUGUUCUGCUUGCUAGCUUGUACAGUGAGGCAAAAAUGUGGAAGGAGGCAAGGAGUGCAUGGAAAGUAAUGAAAGAGAGAGGAGUAGAAAAGACUCCAGGUUGUAGCUCAAUUGAGAUUAAUGGCGUUGUGCAUGAGUUCAUGGCUAGGGAUUUAUUGCAUCAACAGGCUGAAUGGAUUUAUGAAUGCUUGGCUUCGUUGACAAAACAACUGGAGUUUCUUGGAUUUACAUUUGACAUUUCUGCUGAUGGAGAUAUUCUGUUUUCCUAAACUUGUCUGCCUGUUUGCUAUAUUUCUACUCAUUUAAAUACACUCUUCCCUGGAGAGCCUGAACCUAAUUUUCAUCCUAUCCCAUGGGCUUCAACCUUAGAAAAUGGAUGUAGAUAACAUGAAUCCAUGUCUCUCCAGUCUUGCUUCUCUCAUUUCAAUCUUCUUGUGCCCCUAUAUAUAACUUUUAAUUUCUUCAUUGCUGAAGAAUGCAGAGCUCAGGAGUAGUUGGGAGGAAGCUGACAUCGUGGAUUUUUUUUCUUUGCAUUGACCAGGGCAAUUCAGAACUGGAGUCACUAAAAGUCAUUUGCAAACAACUGCCAAAGUGGACAACAGUGAAAUGGAUUCAUACAGGGAGUUACCAAGAACUGCCCAAAUUCGCCUUGUGAGUUCGCACAAAGAGGUUUAUGAACCAUGUGAUGAUUCUUUUGCACUGGUUGAUGCUCUUCUAGCUGAUCGUAAUAAUCUGAUGGAGCAUCAUCCAUCUUUGUGCAUGGAGAUAGGCUGUGGUAGUGGAUACGUUAUUACAUCCCUAGCUCUUAUUCUCGGGCAGGAAGGUCGGGGCAUCAACUAUAUUGCAACUGAUAUCAACCCACAUGCAGUGAGAGUAACCCUUGAGACUAUGGAAGCACAUGGGGUUGAUGCCGAGUUGAUAGUAACGGAUAUUGCAUCAGGAUUAGAGAAGCGUUUAGCCGGGUUGGUUGAUGUUAUGAUUGUGAAUCCUCCUUAUGUGCCUACCCCUGAAGAUGAAGUGGGUGGUGACGGUAUUGUGGCAUCUUGGGCUGGUGGCGAAAAUGGCCGGAGUGUAAUUGAUAGAAUUUUACCCGUUGCAGACCAUCUUUUGUCAGAAAAGGGAUGGUUGUACUUGGUCACCCUCACUGCAAACAAUCCUUCUGAGAUAUGCCUUCAAAUGAGAAAGAGAGGAUAUGCUUCCAAGAUUGUUGUCCAAAGAUCAACAGAGGAAGAAAGUCUCCAUAUCAUCAAGUUCUGGCGUGAUUUGGAUAGUGAAGUAAAUGAAGACCAAUCUGCUUCUGGGUUCAUAAGCUCCUUGCUUGCACAAAUUCCUUUUUUAUCACAUUGGCGAGGCAGCAACGGUGACGAAAGUGUUGAAUGAGAAAGUAAUUUCUUGUCUAGGAGUGCUAGGAACACACUCUAAUACUUCUAGUUAUUGGUUAUAAUUUAUUGAAAAUUAAAAAAAUACGAGAGUGAAUCAUUAAAUCAGGAAUGAUAAUUAUAAAAUUAAGGAGUUUUACACAAUUUUAAUAAAUUUUAAUCAAUAGUUAAGAGUGUUAGAAAGU
Abrus precatorius (Indian licorice) is the source of this 3427-nucleotide messenger RNA. RefSeq names its product pentatricopeptide repeat-containing protein At2g22410, mitochondrial. The record is from RefSeq and is a predicted model, not a curated record. Gene Ontology annotation, molecular function: protein binding; RNA binding. Bases 90 to 2132 code for a protein of 680 amino acids. The transcript has 4 exons. Gene Ontology annotation, biological process: RNA modification. Lineage: Eukaryota; Viridiplantae; Streptophyta; Magnoliopsida; Fabales; Fabaceae.